UAUUGAUCAACCAUAAAAUAAAGUUAGGCUUAGGUUUUAAUAAUUCCCUUUGUUGUUGUAAUCAAAGAUGGGCGUUUGGACCGAGCAAGACGGACCGAAUAGGAUCAAAAACACCCUUCACGUCAUCAACCCAACCAAACCGAAAUGUUGGUUUUUUUGGAACUAAAUUAUUUUUUGAGUCCGACUAAAUAAAAACUUGUCUUUUUUCAUGCUAGACGAAGGCCAUUUAACUUUUUUACAAAGACUAGACCGGAUUUUUUUCUUGACCGGCUGGACCUUUCCGGAACCCGUUGUUAACCUGGACCGGUCGGAACCCUCCAGUCUAUUUUGGACCAUAUUGAUGGAUCGGUUGUGUGCAACUGCAACUCUGGAUGUGGUUCACCAUCGUUAACUUCCAUUACAAGCUUGCUCCGUGGGAAAUAUUUAUACCGCCAAAAACAUUGGCACAAACCCUCCCUCUGGAUUCCGAAUUGGAAUCCCAUUAGAUAAAAAACCGUAAAUUGGGUUUGUGUGAAAGAUUACUGGAAAACCCAGCUGAAUUGCUUGUGAGGAUGCCGAUUGAGAUGCCAAAAGGGCUACCAUUCUCGGUGGAUACAUGGACGCCAUGUUCUAACAGAAAGAGACACCGUUUUCUAACCCAUGCGCACAAAGAUCAUUCUCAAGGAAUCUCUACUCACGCUUCUUUUCCGAUCUACGCUACCCGUAUCACCAAAACCCUCACUCUCAACUAUUACCCGCAACUUAAUGAGUCAUUAUUUGUGGAAAUUGAGAUUGGUCAGUCGAUUGCUAUUGAUGAUCCCGUUGAAACUUUUACGGUUACUGCCUUCGAUGCAAAUCAUUGCCCUGGUGCAGUCAUGUUCUUAUUUGAAGGCACAUUCGGUAAUAUCCUGCACACAGGAGACUGCAGACUUACACCCGAGUGUUUGCAAAGAUUACCUGAGAAAUAUUUAGGCAAGAUACCCAGAGAACCUAAGUGUCGACUUGAUUAUGUCUUCUUAGACUGCACAUUCGGGUCAUUUUCUUCAAAGAUGCCUAGCAAACAUGUUGGAAUCCGGCAGGUUAUUGAUUGCAUAUGGAAGCAUCCCGAUGCUUGUGUCGUGUACCUGACAUGCGACCUUCUUGGUCAGGAAGAAAUUCUUGUUAAUGUGUGCCAAACUUUUGGCUCAAAAAUCUUUGUUGACAAAGAAAACUACCCAGAAUGUUUCCAGUCUCUAUCUCUGAUUGUGCCCGAUAUCCUUUCGCAAGACCCAUCUUCAAGAUUCCAUAUUUUUGAUGGUUUCCCAAGACUCCCCGAAAGAGCAGAAGCAAAACUAGCAGAAGCUCGAGCUAAUUUUCAGCCCGAGCCUCUUAUCAUACGUCCUUCUGCCCAGUGGUACGUCUUUGAGGGUGUUUCUUCAGAAGCUGAGAAACGAAAAAAUGGUCAAUUCAAAGAAGCAACGAAGGACCAAUUUGGUAUUUGGCACGUCUGUUAUUCAAUUCAUUCGUCUAGAGACGAACUUGAGUGGGCCCUAAAACUACUUGCACCUAGAUGGGUGGUGUCGACCACCCCCGAGUGUAGAGCGAUGGAGCUUAGUUACGUGAAAAGCCAUUGCUCUUAUAGUAAUUUAGCUUCGGAUGACCCUCUGUGGAAACUUCUAGACAUUGAUGUCGAGGCUCCAUUCAUCAAUGAAGAUGUACAGGAUGUUUCCAUUAGUUCAUCUCCUUCUCUUCUGGAACGAUCUUCAGGGGCUCGGUCGGAAUCAUCGCAGUCAUUUGUCAGUAAUAAAGAAAUCUUGACUGCAUCUUCUCCAGGCAAAAAGCCAUCUGUGACAUUGUUUGGAAGAGCAAGGCUUGGACUCGGCAAUUCUACCGUUGUUUAUGAAGAGUUGGUCAAACCUGAAACCACAUACCAGAAUGAAUACAUCGAGGUUCAGUGCAAGAAUGAAGUGGGUUCAGAUAGGGACGUUUCUGAAGGUACAUGUGACGAGUCAAAGUCAAAGGAGCUAACGUAUUCUUCACCAAGUGGAUUGUCGAAGGGAGUUGGUGAGAACAUAAGGAAGUUGUAUAGGGGUAUGCAUGUUCCGGUGCCAAAACCACUUCCUUCGUUGGUGGAUCUAUUGAAUGACAUAAAGCGUAGCAAGAGAAAGUUUAUGUCGUAGAAUUUGCAGCUUUACAGUAAAACGCAAUU
Messenger RNA from Cynara cardunculus var. scolymus (artichoke), 2167 nucleotides. RefSeq names its product protein artemis. Gene Ontology annotation, biological process: double-strand break repair via nonhomologous end joining; protection from non-homologous end joining at telomere; interstrand cross-link repair. The record is from RefSeq and is a predicted model, not a curated record. NCBI's taxonomy places the organism in Eukaryota, Viridiplantae, Streptophyta, Magnoliopsida, Asterales, Asteraceae. The transcript has 4 exons. The coding region runs from base 552 to 2138 and encodes 528 amino acids. Gene Ontology annotation, molecular function: damaged DNA binding; 5'-3' DNA exonuclease activity.